This is a messenger RNA of Macrosiphum euphorbiae (potato aphid), 1230 nucleotides long. Lineage: Eukaryota; Metazoa; Arthropoda; Insecta; Hemiptera; Aphididae. The record is from the annotation of a GenBank genome assembly.
AUGUCGAAUAAUAGCAUUUCAAUAUACAAAUUCAAACCAUUUGAGUUCACUGUAUUAAAGAAAAAUCUUGAUCCGCAGCAAUGUCCAUUGGUGAGACUUGGCCAUCGAGUAGUGUGCAAUACUGCCUAUUUACUCUCGAUUGGAGGUUUCAAUUCUGAUAAAGAUGAUGAUCGUGGUCAAGGAGAGACAUCAAUUAUGCAGGAGAUUUGGAUGUAUUGUUUUGAUUUAGGUGAAUGGAAAAGUAUAAAAUGCCAAAAUAUUCCUCAUAAAUUAGCAUCUAGUCCAGUUUCACUAUGUGGUAAUAUAAUUAUUACACAUGGAGGUACUGACGUUCCAUCUGGUGACUAUUGUAGCAACCGCAUGUACGUGGGAAAUGUAGCCAAUGCUUUUAAAGAAAGUGGAAUGAAAUUUAAAGAGAUAAUAGGGUCUGGAGAUGUUCCGAUACCAUUAUAUGGACAAGGUGUCGUAAUGGAUGGUAAAUAUAUUUAUUCAAUUGGUGGCACAACUGGUAUCGGAUAUGAGAUGGAUGUUCAUCGAUUUGAUCUGCGUACAAAUAAAUGGGAGUUAUUACAUAAGUCACUAGGGGAAGAUGAAGACGCUGAAUCUAGAUAUCUACAUGAUGUGGUAUUCUACAAGGGCAGUAUAUACAUAUUCGGUGGCACGGGGGAAGAUGAAGAGAAUAUUGCUGUUGAGUAUGGUUUUUCGGAUAUCGAUAUGUUUGAUGUGGCCAACAAACAGUGGCAUUUGCUUCCAACCAAACCCGACCACAAGGAGCCAGAACCUGGUUAUCCGAUUAACAGAUGCUGGCAUAGCUGUGUCCAAUGUCCUGAGAAAUCCAAUUUGGUGUAUUUAUGUGGUGGUCUUGGUCUUGAUUACCAAUCCUUCAAUGACGUUUGGCGUAUUGAUAUUGACACUAUGCAAUGGGAAAAGAUUACCAAUUGUAUAAUGCCUCUUCCAGUAUACUUGCACUCAACUGCUGUAACGCCUUCUGGUCGUAUGUGUUGUUAUGGUGGCAUAGUUACUGAACGUAGUGAUUUAGAUCCAGCUAACCGUUCAAAUGAUAUUACUAGUGCAUGGAUUACGAUACCCAAAUUGAAAGUUAUAUGUUGGGAAGCAAUGAUUCACUAUUUCAAAGAACAGAUGUUUAAGUCUAGUGAUGAGUGUCUAAAGAAAAUUGGUAUACCUCAAGAAUUCUAUGAACGAAUAAUUGAAGCUCGUAGAAUUUGUUAA